AUGGCUCUUUCGCUUAAUUAUCAGAGUGAUAAACGUAGGACCUCCCCACAAGGCGGUUCAACGUUGGAUUCUAGCCAUAAUCCAAGCAGUCAACUAUUCUCUUAUCAAUCUUUUAAAGGCGCAUUUAAAGCUCAAAAACGACACAUCUUUGAAGUGUCACCAAAUGUUGAGAAUGGUAGUUUUAAACCUCUCAACGCCUAUUCAACCUUUGUGGAAGCUAAAGAACGAAACUCAAUUGUAAUCGACUGCGCCCAAUUUUUGGGCAUGGAAUUUAAAGACAAGCCUUUACUCAAAAUAUUGCGCGAACAAUUUCCCAAAUGCCUUGGCCUCAAACCUAGAGUAAUUGGCAAGAACAAAAGAAAGGCUAUAGAGCUUGGUUUCUCGACUGAAAACGCAUGUAGAGACGCUCUCCUUAAAGAAUUUGUAGUGAAUGGAAAGAAAAUUGAACUGAACAAGACCCUUGACCAUUCUGCAAUGGUAAUCAACAUUGGUAUAUCUGAAAUUCCCCUCAUGGAAGAAGAAGUAUUGAAGACAGCAUUGAUCAAUACCUUUGAACGCUUUGGCGACAUUUUGAACAUUGGUAUCUCCAAGUGCGCUGACUCCGAUUGGUUCACCGGUCGCGGUUUUGCUACACUCAAUAGGGAUAAAUUAAAAGAAGCAACGUAUGCAGCUGAGCUCACUCCCCAAGUGGAACUUGUAGGUUUCCCAGGAGUAUUACUGAACAUCGUUUGGUCUCAAAUGAAACCUAUUUGCACUGACUGCCAUACAGACGAGCACAUCAAGUUUGACUGCCCCAAGAGAAUGAGAAAGCUAUGCUUCCGCUGCAAGAGUCCUAACCAUCUGCAAGCUAAAUGCCCUACGGCACCUUGGAAUCGUGAACCUAAA
Gilbertella persicaria is the source of this 885-nucleotide messenger RNA. RefSeq lists its product as uncharacterized. NCBI's taxonomy places the organism in Eukaryota, Fungi, Mucoromycota, Mucoromycetes, Mucorales, Choanephoraceae. The annotation marks the transcript as partial. The transcript has a single exon. The record is from RefSeq and is a predicted model, not a curated record. Gene Ontology annotation, molecular function: zinc ion binding; nucleic acid binding.